This is a messenger RNA of Gadus chalcogrammus (walleye pollock), 5617 nucleotides long. It is a transcript of the gene cgnl1, whose product is annotated as cingulin-like 1. The record is from RefSeq and is a predicted model, not a curated record. Bases 214 to 4119 code for a protein of 1301 amino acids. The transcript is spliced from 19 exons. NCBI's taxonomy places the organism in Eukaryota, Metazoa, Chordata, Actinopteri, Gadiformes, Gadidae. Gene Ontology annotation, cellular component: myosin complex.
AGGAACUUCUGAACUCCCGCAGUAAACAAGACGCUGAUUAAGAGCUGAUUUACAUUAUUCCCUGGUGCAGGGUAUGCUGGUUAACUAAACUAUCUGUUAUGUGCCGAGAUACCCCUUUGGAAACCAUUCUUAUUUGCACACACCGAACAAGUGAACGACGCUGAGUUGGGACAGGAUUCUGGGAGAAGGAUCUCUUGUCCUUCUGUCUUUCUGAUGGAGUCCUACAGACGGACUGGCCUUCAACAAGGUGGCCUCCCGCACGCGUGCACCCAGCCCGGCCGCGCCCCCAGGACCGCCGCGGGCUCCUACGGCCUCAGCAUCAGAGUGCAGGGCAUCGACGGGCACCCCUACGUCGUCCUGAACAACCAGGACCGCGGCGUAUCCAACGGCAACGGGGAGACAGAGGAGUCCUUCAUCGAUAACUACCAUGAGUACGACUUCAGAGGCGGGAAGGAGGGCGGGGCCGGCGGGCCCUUCAAGGAGUUCCGCUCCCGGAGCCAGACGCAUCACAGCGAGCCUCAGCCGGUGGCCGCAGACCCCCCAGGAAGGAAGCCCCCCAGCCUGCUGAACUUCCAGAAACAUCCGGAGAUCCUGCAGCCGUACGACCCCGAGUACAACUCCCUGGGGCUGGACGGGCCCCAGAGUCGGCCCGCGCGGCCUCACUCCCUGUCGGGCCCCGGGGGCCGGCAUGAGGGCCCCCCCACCAAGCCUCCUUCCCCGGUCGGCCCCCACGCCCCGUCGACCAGCCCGGGCCCGGACGCCGUUCCUGCACCUCAGAACCCCGCCGCCCCGACCAAACCGGGGGGGCCCCAGCCUGCAGCCCGGCCCCCGGGGGCCCCGUCCCACUCCAGGGCCAAAGCCCAGGGGCCCCCCCACCCCAGACCCCUGGGUUCCUCUCAGUCCAGGUCUUCCUCUACCCCCCGGGUCCCGAGCCCACCCAGCCACCCCGCCCCCCAGGCCCCCGUCCAGGGGCCGGACCCCGGCCGGGCCCCCAGGGCCCUCAGCAGCGCCGAGUCCACCCUGGAGCGGGGGCGCCCGCGGCCCGACGUCCUCCCCCUCCGCAGGACGGACUCCAGCGGGCCCGUCCUGGAGGCCUCCUCGCGCUCCCGGACCUCCUCCUCCUCCUCCUCCACCGCGCCGGGCCCCCGGGGGCCCCCGCCCGACGACCCCAUGGAGGCGCUGUACUCGGACACCAUCAACCGCCACCAGAACCGGCGCUACAUCCCCUUCCUGCCCGGCUCGGGCCGGGACAUCGACCGCGGCUCCAUCCCGGGCGUGGACGAGCUCAUCGAGAAGUUCGACGGGAAGGACGGCAGCCCGCCGCGGAGGGGCCGGGCCGGGCGCCGGAACCGCCUCAACCCGGAGGACAGGAAGCGCUCGCGCAGCGUGGACAGCGCCAUGCCCUUCGCCCCGCAGGACGGCUCGGAGUACCUGGAGCGCUUCGGCCAGCAGCGGGGCAGCUCCAUGGAGCACGUCCUCAGACCCUCCCAGCUGAGGAGGAGCGCGGGCAGCCAGGACUCCUGGGUCUCCGUGGUGGACGGGAAGCCCGGCUCCAGGCCGCCGCCGUCGUACGGCCACAGCACCCCCACCUCCCCGCGGAACAGCGUCUCCAAGGGGUCCGGCUCCAUCCAGGGGUACACCAGACCGCCCGGUCGCUCCUCCAGCGCUCUGUCGCUGAAGAGUAAUGAGCAUGGAGACGGGUCCUCCUCCCUUGGGAAGGGUUCGCCCAACGGGACGGUGGCUCCUUCGAAGGCUUCGUCCAGCGCAGGCGCGCAGCCAGUCGCAGGGGCAGCAGUUCAGGUGACGCCUGAUCUUCUGAAAGGCCAGCAGGAGAUUUCACAACAAACCCACGAAGAAACAGCCAAGCAGAUUUUGUAUAAUUACCUGAAGGAUGGAUGUAGUGACACUGAUGACACCACCAAGAGGAAGGUGAACCUGGUGUUCGAGAAGAUCCAGACGUUGAAGUCUCGUGCGUCCGGAGGCGUCCAGGUGGACAACCACCAGCCGUCCGUUGACAUGGCCGCUCAGACACGGUCUCUGCAGGAGCAGAAGGAAAGGCUGGAGAAGGAAAUAUUGGACACGAAACAGAAACUUGCAGAACAGUCCAAGAAGAGUCGUCUGGACUCGGAGAAGAUCGGGUCGGGUCUGAAGGAGCUGCAGCAGAGCGACGAUGAGCGUUCUCGUCUGAACACCAAGCUGACGAAGACGGAAGCCGAUCUCCAGACCACGCUAGAGGAGCUGUUCCAGGUGAAGAUGGAGAGGGAGAAGUACCAGAGCGAGAUACGAGACCUGCAGGAUCAGCUGUCAGAGAUGCACGAUGAGCUGGACUCCGCCAAGAAGUCUGCUGCAGCUGACGAGGAGAAAGACGCACUGAUGACGGACCUGAUGGUGCUGAGAGCAGAGCUGCAGGAGCUCCUCCUGUCUCGAGAGGAGCUGGAGGAGAUGCUGAGGAGGAGGGAGAGGGAGCUGACGGCGCUGAAGGGGGCUCUGAAGGAGGAGGUGGCCUCCCACGACCAGGAGGUGGACAAGCUGAGGGAGCAGAACCAGAAGGAGAUCGGCCGGCUGCAGACCAGCCUGGAGGAGAUCCAGCAGGGCCAUGCGGCGGCCGUGCGGGAGAAGGCCCAGCUGGAGGCGGCCCGGGGGGCGGCGGAGGACAAGGCGGGGGGCCUGUCCCUGGAUGCGGAGCGGUCCCACGCGCGGAGCCUGGAGCUGGAGGCCCAGGUGGGCCGACUGACCCGGGUGGUGGAGGAGGCCCGGCAGCAGGAGACCCGGCUGGGCGACAGGGUGGUCCGCCUGGAGAGGGACAAGAAGCACCUGGAGGAGGCUGUGGCGGAGGUGAAGGAGCAGGAGGAGGAGAUGUCGCGGGCCAACCGAGCGCUGAGCACGCGCUUCGACGACGUACAGAGAACCCUGAGCAAGCUGAGCCUGGAGCACCGUGAGCUGGAGGAGCGGCUGGCCGAGGAGCGGCUCCAGAAGGAACAGUUCAAGACCACCAAGAACCAGAUCGAGGACGAGCGGAGGCUGCUGGACCGCACGGUGGAGAAGCUGCAGAAGGAGAUGAACGAGAUCGUGGACGCGUCGCAGUCCUCCACCCAGGAGCUGCAGGAGCAGAUCGACGUCUACAAGGAGAAGAACCGGCGGGAGCUGGCGGAGCUGCAGCGGCAGCUGAGGGAGCGCGCCCUGGAGCUGGACCGGUCGCAGGGCGCCGCCCGGGGCCUGCAGGAGGAGCUGACCCGGCGGGUGGAGGAGCUGCAGCAGUGCCAGGGGGAGCGCGACGAGGCACUGCUCCUGCAGAGCGCUCUGCAGCGCAGCGUGGAGGAGCUGCAGAGCGCCUCCCAGACCAGCGCCCACACCAAGGAGGAGAGGGCCCGGCACCUCAAGCUCAUGGAGGAGAGGAUCGUCCAGCUGGAGCAGGACCUGGACGAGGAGCGGCAGGGUGGAGACCAGCUCAUGGACCGCAUCGACCGCGGGCGAGACCAGGUGGAGCAGAUGAGGGGUGAGCUGCUGCAGGAGAGGUCCAGCCGACAGGACCUGGAGUGUGACAAGAUGGCUCUGGAGAGACAGAACAAGGACCUGCGGGGCCGUGUGUCUCACCUGGAGGGCUCCCAGAGGACCAGCCAGGAGGGGGUGGUCUCCCAGCUGGAGGGGCGCGUGGGGGAGCUGGAGGAGCGCCUGGAGGCGGAGGAGCGGGAGCGAGCUAAUCUCCAGCAGACGAACCGCCGUCUGGAGAGGAAGCUGAAGGAGAUGGUGAUGAGUGUUGACGAAGAACACCACGGCCUGCAGGACCAGAGGGACCAGCUGAACCUGCGUCUGAAGGCCCUGAAGCGCCAGAUGGACGGGGCGGAGGAGGAGAUGGACCGCCUGGAGCACGGCAAGAAGAAGCUGCAGCGAGAGCUGGACGAGCAGCAGGAGGCCAACGAACAGCUGCAGAGCCAGCUCAAGACGCUGCGCAGCGAGAUGAGGCGUAAGACCACCUCCGCUCCUCUGCUCACCGCCAUGGAUGACGACGACGACGAUGACGAUGACGUGAGCACCGACGGAGAGACCUACUUCAGCUCCUCGUCGGUGUACAAGCGCUCUUCCAGUCAGGACAACAUCAUGUCCACCUUUGCGUUGUGAGCCCAUCGGACGCACCCUCAGAAACACGUCUUUAGAGCACAACCCCACCAACGAGGAAUCAGCGAGUUCGGUCUCAAUAGGAAACACAAUCACGCAGAGCAUCCGUCCUAACCUUGGAUAAGAGAACCUCUAUACCUUUCAAGGAUACGUCCACAUUGACUCGAACUCUAAUGCACUGUAAAUGUAGUUUCACUUUUAUUUCCCUAAAAAAUGUCUGAAGUUGCAUACUCUACUAAUGAUUUGAUAUUACCUUGCUCAGAAAUUACCAUUUAAAUAUAUAUUUACUUUUGUAAUCAAUCGAUCAACUCUGAUUAUAUUAACGAGGGCAUGGACGCUUCGGCCUGUUCAGCCAAAAACAUAUUUAUUCAGGUUGGACUAUAUCAACAGGCUGUCAUAUUUUCUGUGGUUGGGGGAAAGGGGAUUUAAAUGAGGGACUCUGUUCAGCGCAUUGUAUUUGAUAUCCAAUGUUCCCUAUAGCUCCUUUUUACCAGGCUUGUUACCCAUUCAAAGUCUGAGAUGUUUCAGUAUUCUUCGUCAUGCAUUUAAUUGAAAGUGCUUGGAAUAUGUAAUAUUAUAUUGCAAUUGUCAAUUUAGUUGAACUUAUUUUAGUUGUUUUUUUUGUGUUUUCCGUGAUCUUCUUGAUACCGGUCUUCAGAAUCAUUGUUUCAGGCUCAGACAAAAUGGCUGUCAUAACAAACAGCAUGUGACAUGUGUUAAGCUAGUUCCAUAACUGCAACAUUUUCCAUGACACAGUGUUAUUUACAUAUCUAGCAAUAGAUAUUCUACAUGCUCUUUUUUUGGUCAACAUCAUAUGAAUAUGUUUGUACAUUGCUGUACGUUGCGAAGAAUGCCUAUUAUUUGUGAUCUUUCUGCAGUUCUACUGAGCAGAGAGUCGAUACACACUCUCCUGGAUCCACAAUUUAGGAGAGUGUAUUUGUAUUUUUUGGACAAUCAAUGUUUUGCUUCUCUUGUGAUUUGCACUCUGUUCUCUUGAGAGUGGAUUGUGACUCCUCCCAUUGUCUUUCUGUGUUUCUUUAGAAACAUCAGCGAACUAAAAUAAAGUGACCAAUAUCUCCUGCCUAUUUGCCUUAGUCUAAUUUAUUACCGAAAUGUUUUGGAUCAUUCAUUGUACAAUUAGGGAAAUGGUGUGCACUAAUUAGUGUGGUUACAAAGCAAGCCACACUAAUGUUAUAUUGUUUGAUCAUGUUCUCAAAUCGAUUAUCUCCAACUAUUUUUCUGUAACAUGUCAAUAUGAAUCCUGUAGUUUACCACUUGCAUGUUAAAGGCAUAUAUAAGGCCAACUUUGGUCUAGAUUAUUCCAGAUACACUCCUAUAUAUACAUGCACCACUAGGCUGGGAUUUUGUGUUCUCACGGGAGACGUUUCUUACAGAAAACGCUUUACAGCUGAGUAGAAAGCCGAGUGGGGGAGAGACGGUCUUAUCCUGCCCUAACAGCUGGAUGCCCAUUGUUCUAGGGACAGUGGCCGGGCGCCUGUUG